Pimephales promelas (fathead minnow) is the source of this 2633-nucleotide messenger RNA. RefSeq names its product platelet-derived growth factor alpha polypeptide a (gene pdgfaa). Gene Ontology annotation, molecular function: platelet-derived growth factor receptor binding; growth factor activity. Gene Ontology annotation, biological process: positive regulation of phosphatidylinositol 3-kinase/protein kinase B signal transduction; positive regulation of ERK1 and ERK2 cascade; positive regulation of MAP kinase activity. The record is from RefSeq and is a predicted model, not a curated record. Gene Ontology annotation, cellular component: membrane. Lineage: Eukaryota; Metazoa; Chordata; Actinopteri; Cypriniformes; Leuciscidae.
CUUACGGCUAAAGCCAGGGUCAGGAAUGCAAAUCAUGAUUGUCACACACACAAACCCACAAAAGUAAUGAAAUGAGAACAUGCACAACUAAAUGUAUUUUGUUACACAAGAAAAUGCCAAGUCUUUUAUUACGAGAGCCAAUCUGUGGUAUGAGUGGAAUGAAUGAAAAGCUUCCAGAGAAUUUCAUUAUUCCCUUUUACCGCACCAAACUGCACAAAACCCAAUUUGGAAGCUAGUGUGUGUGUGCCGUGUCUAUUUAUCUACAUUGUUUCAACUCUAGGACAGUGUGCUCACCUCCUGUAGUCUGCUGUCUUCACCUUUUCCUUAUUAUCUUGUAGUCCAUUCAGUGUUUCCUUCACUCCCAUAAUUUCUCCCGAAUAGUUGUCUGUCUAUGGUGCUUUCUGUCUCAGUGGGGCUAUAGGAUUCACCCAUCUAAAACUUUAGAGAACACUGGAUUCAGUAGACCCUGAAACUCACCCAUCCCUAUUUCUCCUGUUAGGCAUUAUCUGACAGAAAAUGACUAAAGUAAACACUGUCUGAAUCUGAACUAAAUGUGUUAACUAUUAACUUUUUAAUAGCUCAGAGGAAGUUACCUGAAUAACUCACGUCCAGAGUCAAAAUAUCAAGGAAAAGAAAACACUUUUUCAGAUUUUGAAGCAGGCUAAUCUGGUACGCUAACGGUUUUAUCACGUCCUCACUUGUCAAAUCUUGAGGAAAUGUGGAGCGAAGUAUAAAUAAUUCUGUCUUCUCAGGGUGAUAAAGGUGAAACACAUCCGAGAGGUGUUUCAUUUCUGAACAAAUGUGUGAACCCAUUUUAAGUGAACGGUGUUUUUAACGAUACGGUUGAGCGAUUGAAGUGUCGUCGUCACCUACUGAUGUAAUACGAUGUUACCGAUGUUUUAAAUCUUUUUUUUUUUACUGAUUGAAAAGAUUCGAAUCACUGAAAUGACUGGAAUUGCGGUGACUUGAAAGGCUGGUUAGCAGAGAUUACCUCGUCCUGAGGGGGCGCGCGGCUCUCGCUGAGUUUAAGUUGAGGAGAUGAGAGAAGCGCCAGUUCAUUCACUGUCAGAUCCCAUCCACGCGCACGAGCGAGACCAGACGUGUUCAAGUUUGAACCGAAUUAGUUUUAUACGAGGAGUUGAGGACACAAAGUGUGGACGGUGGAUAAAAUGGACUAUUUUGGAUAAACGUGGACUCUUUACUCUAUCAUUGUUUUGAAUCUAGGACCACCUUUGGAUUUAGAAUUUUUUUAUUGAGCUCAGAAGCGAUGCGGUCAAGGGAUGAAGGUUCGCUUCAUUCAUGUUUUCUUUUUUAACGGAUUAAAACGACUAUAAUUUAUUCGUACCAGUACAAUUCAGAGAGUCGUUUUUAGGGCUUUGACAUAGGCUACUUGUGAAGAGUUUAUCCUUGGAGAGGUUUGUCUGUGGAAAGGCAUGUUCCCUGGCUCCACGCCGGUUGGAGCAUCUUUGCGGCUCCGGUCGGGAAGGUUUCGCCUGCGCUGGGACACAUUUGGACCACAGGGGAGAUGAGAACCGCGCUGAUCUACUUUCUCUUCUGCUGCUUCUCUGUGCUUUCAGCAGCCGCUGAGGAAGCGCCGAUUCCCCGAGAGCUGAUCGAGAGACUCUCUAACAGUGACAUCCGCAGCAUUAGCGACCUCCAGAGGCUCCUGGAGAUUGACUUCCUUGAGAAUGAGGUGCUGGAAGACGUUAAGCAGGGCCACCAUAAGGAGCAUCUGUAUGACAGCAGACACCUCAAGAGUUCACACACUCACUCUAGACGCAAGAGAAGCAUUGAGGAGGCAGUGCCAGCAGUCUGUAAGACUCGCACAGUGAUCUACGAGAUCCCACGCAGUCAGGUGGAUCCCACGGCCGCCAACUUCCUGAUCUGGCCUCCGUGUGUCGAGGUGAGGCGAUGCUCAGGCUGCUGCAACACCAGCAACAUGCGCUGCCACCCGUCCAAAAAACACCACAGGGCUGUGAAGGUGGCCAAGGUGGAGUACGUACGCAGGAGGCCAAAGCUUCGGGAGGUGCAGGUGCAGCUGGAGGAUCAUCUCGAGUGUGUGUGCACGUCCAAACAUCACUCAGAGUCCCGCAUACACACAGAUAUAAGGUGAGCGUGGCUCUGGAUAAAAGAAAGCAGAGAAGGUGGGCCAUCACGUCCAAUCAGAUAACUCGGACUGCACGGCAGCCAUUGAGUGAUAUCAUCUGAAGAGACGAGGCGGAUGUGAACUGUUCAGCAAUGAGCGAAUCAGGGCGGCCUUUUUGGCUUACUUUGGACUUUUGAUGCACCUUUAGAAGCGACCCCGAGAGAGACUUUGGAUUAAAACCCUGGGGGAACAAAGCACAAAAAAACUAGAGACUGCAAUGACAGAGACUCGCAGAGCCUGUAAACGAACUUUGAGUCGCAGACGUCGAAGUACUGAUUCCACGACCUUUUAAAGGAGCAUCUAUCACAACUUUAUUUGUGUAUCAAAAUGUAUUUCUCCAGCAAAUAUCUGUAUCAUCUUAUUUUUGUAUAACUGCCAGUUUUCUAUCAACAAUGAUCUUCUCUUGUCUUAUAUAUGCCGUAGAACGAACGAGUACAUCAAAACACAAUCUACAGUAACUGAUACUUAAUAAAGUGAAUACAUUUUA